Molecule: messenger RNA, 930 nt
Organism: Aureobasidium melanogenum CBS 110374
Lineage: Eukaryota; Fungi; Ascomycota; Dothideomycetes; Dothideales; Saccotheciaceae
Exons: 2
Coding region: 1-930 (309 amino acids)
Source: RefSeq, a predicted model, not a curated record
AUGGAUUCACCAACAUUUCUAUCUGGCCGACCUAGCAAGAACACCCUUCCAAUGACGGGCAAGGAGCAUGCGGUAAAGUUCGGAGAUUCUCGAGUCUCGCUUCUGGAUGUGUUGAAGAAAGCGCGACCGUAUGAGAUUACCACUCAAGCUUUGGAGGAGAGAGCUGAGUUAGAGCCUAGUGGGCCCGUUGCGGGUGACCAACCCUUGAAAAAAUUCACCGAAGAGGAUUGGUACCGUAUUCGCGAGGAUGCCUUCCACACACCCGUUCCACCUGCUGAGAUAAAGCGCAGAGAACAGCAAUCUGCUCGUGAUCAGAGGGCUCAACGUCGUUCUCAGAAACAGCCGGUUGCGCCGCAAAGUGGAGGAGUUCGCCGCUCAAGUAGACGUCAGAGCAGAAAAGUUGCUUAUGAGGCUUCCCCUCCCGACAACCCUUCUUCCGAGGACUCCCAAGAUUCGUUCGUAGCAAGCUCUGGGUCUGAGGAAUUCUUGCCCCCUCGCCGUGGAGUCAACCGCAAGCGCACUGUCACUUUCAAAGACACUAAGGAGAAGGUUACCGAGCCAGUCACCAGACGCACACGUAAAGUUCUUGCUGACAGCGACGACGAGAUGGCUGAAGCAACUGGCAGUCGCAGUCGUUCUAAUACUCCCGUGCCCCCUAUCAAGAAGCACAGCAAGCAUGGCACGACCUUGGCAGAUAGUGAUGAAGAGAUGGGUGAAGCAUCUAUGAAUCGUUCCCGCUCUCUCACUCCACUGCCACGCGUCAGAAAGCGCAGUACGCGUCGUACAACUUUGGCGGAUAGCGAUGAUGAGAUGGGUGGGCCGUCUGUGAGUCGUUCUCGCUCUGUUACACCUGCGCCUGCGGUCAAGAGGCGCAAGGUUGAAGGCAAGCAGCGUGUUACUCUUGCGGACAGCGAUGAUGAGAUGGAGUAG